CAAAAGAAUCAGUCUUUCACGAAACAUUUACCUUUUGUGAUUUGCAAAUUUACUAUUAAUUCUUACUUUCGUCCUUUACAACAAUCAGUUGGUUAAAUUGUUUUCAUCAAAAAAUUUGUCUAAUUAGUUUUGUGUUAUUGCUAAUUAAUUGCAGGUUGCUGAGUUUGAUUAUCGGAUGCGGAUCAUUGAGCAUAAUUAACAAUUAAGACGAACCGCAAGCUCAAAUCAGCGUGUUCGAGCUCGCGAUAAUGUGAAGAUAGUUCGACAACUAUUCUGAGAAAGGCAAAAAGUCUGUCUUCAUUCUUUUAUUGAUUGUUCUCGGAAACAAGUUUCUCUCGAAGAACCAACAAGAUGAAACCUUCACGCAUCAAAAAAUUGACAACUCUUGUCUUUUUUAUUUCGUUUGCUUCCGAAACCGUCCAGUCGGUUUUAGAAUUUAAUACCGAACUCGCGAAUAUGGUGAACUUCACUCUUUAUAACUCGUCGGCCGACCUCAAGUCGGAAAUUCAAUCCGAUUUCAACUCGUUUCAAUCAAAUAAUAACCAAAAAACGAGACAAAUGUCAAACUUACUAGUUGUCUCGUCAAUUGACAAGUAUUUUCAACUGUUGAAUAACGAGGAAUUACGCGCGAUAAUCAAGACACACCCGAGCGAUUUAACGACUCACUUAAAAGUUUUCAGGGCGCUUUCUGAAUGUGGAAAAGUUGAACCGGCUCCUUGUUCAGAUAGAUCAUCGGCGUAUAAUCUCACGAGACACUUAAAACCGACUCUAAAAUGGACCCAAAAUUUGGGUUUUAAUGCCCAAAUUGACGAAGUUUUUCUAACGGGCGACUUCAAAAAAGUAACUUCAGAUUUCGCGCGAGGAGCAACGGAAAUCGAGUUGCAGUGGCUUUACGACAAUCAAUUACUCACGACUCAUUUGAUGCGACUUGUCAGCUCUUUGGCGACUCUUGAAACUCGAGACGACGGAUUAUGUCGAUAUGUUUUGAAUCUUCUGGGGCAGAUUCAAAAACAAGAUCUAACUUUUCGUCUCGUUCCAGCAGAUUUGGAACCUUGGCUGCAUUGUAUUUCACCGUACGAAACAGAAAAUAUAAUUAAGAAUUGGAAAGAACUAAUCUUGGAUAAUUUAGACUCUUUGAAACCCGAGAGUCAGAAGGAAACGGUCGACUCUUUGACCGAUUCGGUUAAUUGGGCGAUCGAAUCAAAUUUGCGCACGUAUCACAGUGAGUUAGGCAGAUUAGCUAAUAUAGGUUCAAAGGUAUCAUUAAUUAGAAUCAAUGAUUUUGUUCAAUUAGCAUCCCGCUUGCUGAACGUACCAAAUAACUUGAAAUUUGAUGCCUCACAGAACCCGUUUUUGAUACAAGUUUUAGAAGAUAAUUUUGUGAGUUACUCUAUGGAUAGGCACAGAAGUCAUUACCCUUUGGGUCAACUUCUCUCGGUAGUAACUCCUGAAGACAUAAAACAACACGGAUUGGUUUCGCAAAUUGAAUACGUUAUAGAGGACAAGACUUACAAUCUAGAUGCAUUACCGCACGAAAUGAUUCAGUUUAUCGCAGAUACCUACACGUCGACGAAGCCUCAACAGACGCGAGAGGAAGUAGCUUUAAACUUAUGUGAGCUGGCAUCGGGAAUUCCCCUAACUGAGUUCGAAUCCCUACCAAGUCAAAUAUUUUUGCAGUUGGUUGAAAAGUGCCCUGUUUUUCUGCAAGCAGCAACGCAUACACAGAAACUGAUAAUAGCUGAUAAAAUAGCAAAUGACUUGUCAAUUACGGCACUGCCUUCAAACUUAGUACCUUAUUUAGGCAUAUUAGAAACACAACACUUCAUAUCAAAAGCCGAACUACCCGUCGACGAAAUCGAAGAUCCUAUAUUUCAAUCUGAGAUUUACACGCAAACUUAUCGACUGACCCCAAAAAUAGCGGAAGACAUUGGUUCCACAAUUUUGGGUAUGGACUUUGAUGACCUAAAUGAACUUUCGCUCGUGGACCAAAUUGACAUUUUACGCAUCUACGGCUCGCGGAAAACUCAGUUCACAAGAUCACAAGCGCAGUUUGCAGCAAAAAUGUUUCGAGAAAAUUUCAAAAAGUUGAAUGUCUUACCUGAUUUUACAAUUCAAUUGCUGCCCUAUCAAGAUAUCUUUUUCAUGCCUGCUGAAAUGUUUCUAGAAUUCGAGGAAAACGAGUGGGAAGGAGUGAACAAACUAGCCUGUCAUAAUAUUUUCAGUCGGGUGAAGGACGAAUACCUACUUGAACUGCCGACGCCUCGACUUAGAAUGUUAGCCAAGGUUUAUAUGAAUAACUGUGAGCGAGCGCCAUCCAAACGAUCAUUGCAUGAACCAAUGACACAAAAAGAUGUCGACAAUUUGAGACAUCUUUUAUGUUACGUUGCGAUAAAAACUGUCAAUGAAAUGUCGUACGAACUGCUUAGCAACGGAUUAAUCUACUUCAGCAAAUGUGAAAUCGACCAAAAAACUGCUGGAGUAAUUCAAGACAAAUUUCACUUUGUUUUCAUCACGCCAAAAAAAGUCGAAGAUUUGGGCGCGAAUUUUUGCUCAGUUUUCAAAUUCGACCAUAACUCAACAGAGCGACUUUAUCUUCAGAAAGAAUACUUUUUAUCGGCGUUUUUAAAAGUUCUUAAUGAGCUUGGAAAAGAAAAUGAAUUGAGUAAAAAUCAAAGUGAAUGUGCAAAAAUUGUGUCAGGUCUGGUUACCCAAACCAUUCGAUCAAAUUCUAUUGCAGGCUUGGAAUCUCUUUGCAAGUCAGGGUCCGAUAAAUUCCUAACUUGCCCGGUAAUUCGAAGCCUAACUUGGGGCAACAGUUUCUUAGAAGCGUCAGAAUUUCAAAAAUUUUCGAGCAAAUGCGAUUUAGAGCGAUGCUCGAUUUUCAUCAAAGAACACCAAAAAUUCUUCAAAAAUGAAGUUUUAACGGAAAUCGCUGAAACUAUUUUCCCGGCGGAUGCUGAAAUCACACAUGAACAAGUUAUUAAAUCAGCUCAUGUUCUUCCGUUCACAAACAUCAGUGUAAAUAGUAUCUUGAACUUGGUAACCGACAAAAAUCCUCGAAGUUUUGAGGUUCUGGAAUCUAUUGGGAAAGUUGAAGGAUUUCUUUUCGACUCCAAUGAUUUCUCUCGGGUAUAUGAAGCAGUUGGUCCUCUAAACAUGUGGAAAGUUUCGAUUUUUGGAAACCUUAUGUGCGAAUUACCAACGGAGACACACAACAACGCAAUCAAAUCUUAUUUCGAGUCGGUUGACCAAUUACGAAAGAGUAUUCCCAUCAUAGGUCAACUAACGACUUGUUCCGAUAGAUUUUAUUCAAAUUUCGCCAAUCUAGCUGUUGACCUUUUUCGAUUUCCAGGAAUGAAUAUAACUCCUUUGGUUAUCACAAAACUGGGAAAUCUAGUUCCUUAUCUUAAUCCACGUUGGCUUAAAAGUUCGAGUAAGUUGGCAUUGCAGGCAGUUAAACCAGAAAUAGUCAACAAACUGAGUUUUACCGAAGUAAUCGAACCGAAUCUCAAACGUUUUUCAGUCGAGCAAAUUACAAAACUAUCCAACGAUCACUUGACCCGAAUGAGCUUCGAUCAGCUGGAAUAUAUGGCCUCGUUGACCAAUGGGCUUGCAGAAACCGAGCUUCUGUCGUAUACGACAACAAAAUCACCCCAAAGGGAAAUCGAAUCUGAAAGUUUGCUGCCAGAAAAUUACGAUUACUUUUCGCAGAAUAAUGUCAGAGUUAUCUAUAUCUACAGCAAUGUGGAUAAACUUGCUUCAAAGUUUAUACUUUUAUGCAGUUUGCGUAUCUUUAUCAGAAUUUUUUUUUAGUUAGAACACUAUAAUUUCUCCAAUUUUUUGCACAAAACAUACUAUGUAUCUUAAAACGUGUUUUUUCAAAAGUUGCGUAAAAUGUAAAUAUAUAUGUA
Molecule: messenger RNA, 3911 nt
Organism: Symsagittifera roscoffensis
Lineage: Eukaryota; Metazoa; Xenacoelomorpha; Acoela; Convolutidae
Exons: 2
Coding region: 352-3813 (1153 amino acids)
Source: RefSeq, a predicted model, not a curated record